GCCGCCGGUGUCGUACCGGGGCACUUCCUGGUUGGAGGCCGCCGGUCCCGGGGCAGCAAAGCAGGGAAGUGCCGCUGAGGGAGGAGGCGGAGGGAGGCCCCGGAAGGAGGAGGAAGCCGAGCAAAGGACAUGUAUACCUCUGAGAAACCUUCUCCAACAAGAUACCUUGCUUCAAGACCUGUCUUGGAUUAUAUGCAAAGAAGUUUCCAGUCAUGAGUGCAGAUGCUGAGCAGGAUGCUGCUAUCAAACUUGCCCAAGAACGAGCAGAGAUAGUUGCCAAGUAUGACAGAGGACGAGAAGGUGCUCAGAUUGAACCAUGGGAAGAUGCUGACUAUCAUCUUUACAAAGUCACUGAUAGAUUUGGGUUUCUACAUCCAGAGGAGCUUCCUGUCCAUGAUGCAGCGAUAGAAAAGCAAAAGCACAUUGAAAUUGAAAGAACUACAAAAUGGCUUAAGAUGCUGAAAAGCUGGGAAAAAUACAAGAAUAGUGAAAAGUUUCACAGGAGAAUUUAUAAAGGAAUUCCACUGCAGUUCAGAGGGCAGGUCUGGUCUUUACUACUUGAUGUCCCUAAAAUGAAAGAAGAAAUGAAAGACUUUUAUAAUAAAUUGAAGUGUCAAGCACGAGGGUCUUCGCCAGAUAUUAGGCAAAUUGAUCUUGAUGUAAAUCGAACAUAUAGAGAUCAUAUCAUGUUCCGAGACAGAUACGGUGUUAAGCAACAAUCUUUAUUCCAUGUUUUAGCUGCAUAUUCCAUAUAUAAUACGGAAGUUGGAUACUGUCAGGGAAUGAGCCAGAUCACGGCUCUACUCCUCAUGUACAUGAAUGAAGAAGAUGCCUUCUGGGCCCUGGUGAAACUUCUCUCUGGUCCAAAGCAUGCUAUGCAUGGUUUUUUUAUUCCUGGUUUUCCAAAACUGUUGAGGUUUCAAGAACAUCAUGAGAAAAUACUGAAAAAAUUUUUGUCCAAACUUAAGCAGCAUUUGGACUCCCAGGAUAUAUCCACUAGCUUUUACACAACAAAGUGGUUUUUCCAGUGUUUCCUUGAUCGUACUCCCUUUACAUUAAGCCUCAGGAUAUGGGAUAUCUACAUACUUGAAGGAGAGCGGAUUCUCACUGCUAUGUCUUACACAAUUCUGAAACUACACAGAAAGCAUCUGAUGAAAUUACAAAUGGAAGAGCUUGUAGAAUUUCUGCAGGAGUCUUUAGCCAAGGAUUUCUUCUAUGAAGAUGACUUUGUAAUAGACCAGCUCCAAAAUUCUCUAUCAGAAUUGAAACGAGCAAAGCUGGAUUUACCGGUAGCUGGUAAAGAAGACGAAUUUCCAAAGAAGCCAUUGGGGCAGAUUCCAUCAGGACCUCAGCCUGCUAUACUUAAUUCCACUCCAAUGCUUAAUGGACAGAACAGCACUGGUACACAAACAACAAGAAGGACAGAGAGGAGGUCAUCCCCAGGAGAAGAAUCAGAAGGUUCACCAAAUAACAGAAAAAUAAUUAAUUCACUGGAAAAGAAACCUUCCUUAAAACAGCAGAAAACUCGACCAAUAGAGGCACAAAGUAGUAUGCCUAAGAAUGAGGUAGAUACCAGAAGAAAGCCUCAGUCAACAGAGCAGGACAACUCAAGACAGUAUAAUAAUGCAGCUGCGAAUCAAAAUUCUAAUGCUACUUCAAAUACAAGAAGGGAAUUUGUACCUAAGUGGAAUAAACCAUCUGAUAUCAAAAUAAUUGAAAAGACAAUGAAACUUACUUCAGAGGUAAAAGGAAGGCCAAUAAACCAUUCAGUUUUGGGCCCACCACCAAGUCCUGGAGAAACACAGCCUUUGAAUGUAAAGCAAAAGAUGAGGGUUUUGGAUGCUGAUGAAGGUAAGCGAGGGUCUAAUGCAUCUCAGUAUGACAAUGUUCCAGAAGUUGAGAAUGAGAAUCUUGUUGAAGAGAUGCUUGAGAGAGCUCGUCCGCAGAGCCCUAGGCAUGUGACAUACUCUAAUAGUCCAAGAAAGCAAAUUGAAAAAGUACCAACUCCAUUAAAAAUACCCAAUAACUACACCUUCGCUUCACAACCCAGGUCUCCAAAAUAUUCUUCACAAUCUGAGGGACCACCUCAUGGACUGAAUGUAAAACAGCUACUGCCACGUUAUAGUAAUCCACCUAUUUACCAUGGAAAUUCUCCAAAGCACGUUUCCAAUCUAGGCAAUACAAGUUCUAUACCUCUACAUUAUCAUGGGAAUCGAACCAGCCCUUCUGGUAGGCCAUAUGGUUCUUUUAUGUCAGUGGAUUAUUCUCCAGAUAAACUACAAAUUAAUUCCUAUCCCGCCAACCGCCAAAAUCCUCUUUCACCAGCCCCUGGUCAGAUAGAAGUAGCCCCUGUCGAUGCGUAUACCAGCAACUCAAGAUCCCCCACAGGUGUCAAAUUCAUAAUCCCUCCAGUGGAUUAUUUACCAGAAGAUAGGAAGUGGCCAGAUGCUGCAUAUAUUUACAGACAUGAACCCUACAGGCAGCCCUGGAUCCAAGACGUUAACAAAGGCCACUUGGAUAAUUUCCAGAAUUACCAGCAUUUUCAGUCAACACCUUUUCAAGACCAUAGUCUUCCUGCUGUUUCUGUGGAUAGUCCAAUAAGAUACAGGACUUCACCAACCUUUGAAGAUUGUGGUUCACCACAAUACCAAUAUUCAAGCCCAUCAACUCAAGCCCAACACUAUCGAAGUAGAAAUGAUGGAUUGUCUAUGCACGAAUCCGUGCUUCUCUGAGAAUCUGUCCAUACUUAGUAAAAUGGCAGGAUCCAAAACCAGUUAAACAUUACUGUGUUAGUAGUAAUCCACCUCAGUUCUUCUAUGAAAUGCAGACAGUUCAUGAGUCUCAGAAGUGACAACACUAUUUCAAAGAUGUUUCAGACUUUCAUUGAAGGCUAGUUGAGUUCUUAGACUUGCAUUUAAGCUAUUGAAAGUGAUCUGAUGCACAUAGACAUAGCAAUAAGGUCGUAUACACAAUGUGGUUAAUACUGUCAUUGUUCCUUACAUUCAGAUAACUUGUGUUACAAUCUUUCUGCCUAAAACCUGUAACACAUUUACAAGUUUUAUUUUGACUGACAUUGUUAAUGCACUGUAUAGAUGUGUGUAUGCGUGCGUGUGAGUGUGCACUUAUAAUACACAAAUACAUAUGGAAAAGAGCUAAAGAGUUUAAAUGUAAAUGCAUUUAACUUUGGGCAAAGCUUAUGAAGUACUUUUAUUUCGUAUUAAUUUUUUUUUUAUAAUUUAUUUGAGAAGCCAUUCAUUUUGAAUGGGAAUUUCUGUCAUUUUUAUACAUCUGCCUCAGCAUCCCAGUAUCUGUUCUGGGCAGGAGAGAUGCUUUGGGAUUAUUAAUUUAAUUUUAUGUGAGAGUUUAUUUCCUCUCCUUUGACUACUGUUUGUCAUUUUCCUCAGCAAGAAGGAGCAGGCAGGCAAAAGCGGAAAGCCAAAAAUGUCUCUUUAAUCUGGCUAAGAAAUGGUGCUUGAAAUUCAGGGCAGUGUUUAGUUUUUUAGGUGCAUCGCAAAUGGAGAACUUUUACCUUCAACACCCAAAUCUACCUUCAGAAUGUCGUCCUAUAUGCAAAAUACUGGAGCACAGUGAAAGUAAUGCCAGAUACAGAAAUGGUGCUGCACCUUUCACUUUUUGCCGUGCUAUGCUGUCAAACUAAACAAAGUGGUUGCAAGGCCAAAUCUCACAGGUAUCAGGGAACGACCAGCUCCUCGACACUCUUGUGAAGUACACGCAGGACUCUGAGGUUUGGUCAAGGCUUGGUAUUCCCUGAGCUGUGUGAGUAUGCAGUGCCCCUUCUCUUAAGCUUUGUCAUGUCAAUUCCAUUUUGUUUUGCCCUUUUUUUACCCCAAAGAGCCAGUAGGUUCAUGUCUGUGAUUGGGCACGUGCUGCUGUGCUAUCAGGCUGCUGAAAGACUGUGCGGGGUUUUACACUAAAAUGAUUCUGACUGUUAAUAGGAAGCUUAGACUCCUGGUAACGUGGGUAUUUUUAAUUGGUCUUUGCAGCCUUUUCUACUUUGUGUUUUCCUUUCCUUGACUGUGAAAUGGGGGUGGAAAAGAAGAAAAAAGCAGGUUAAGUGGCACAUGUGGGAUGCAGUCCUGCGAGCUGCUGGGUGCCGCGUAGUAAGUGCUGAAUGCACUGACCUUCUCACCAGAAGAGGUCCUUGGAGUGCUUAACAGAGAGAUUUUUCUAAUACUUAAGUACCAAACACUGGUAUCAACACCGGUUUUGGAUGGUUUGGAAGGUUGUCCUGUUAUCUUUUGUUUUGUAAGAUUUGUUAACUGAAAACAAAGAAGUUGAUUUUUUUUUUCCCUUCAAUGAAUGAGCUUUAGUGCCUAUUAUUGCUGCAGGUUGGCUCUGUAGGUUUUAAGGUACAGAAGUAAAACAAUUUUUACAAAUGGAAGUAACAUUUACUUAGUAUAUUUCAAAAACUUUUUUUUCUGUAUAUAAUGCGUCUGAUGUAAUUUUUAAUGAACUGGGCAAUUUUAUAUUUUAAAAAUUGCAAACUGCAGCAAAGUAACAGUAGCAGAGCACUACACUGAAACUCUAAACUAAAAUUGUGAAGAUAAAUAUGACUUGGGCUUACCUUAGUUCUAAUUGGUUACAACAGCUUAGAAAUGUAUGUAUAUAAUAUUGUGGCUAAGUGUAAUAAUCUCAGUGUUUAAUGAUGGUUCUGUAAUUCAUAACAAAGCUGUACAAUUUAUUUGUGCAAGCAACACAAGGCUCCAAAAUAUGUAUCAGCAUUAGUAAAUACUGUAGAUUUUUAUAUAUAAAAUAUAUACACACUAUUUUCUUAUGUCAUCUGCAACAGUUUUAAAACUGUGUAUCCUAUUUUGAUGUGACUGUAUUUUUAACAUGUUAAAAUAAUAAUAAUUAAGCUU
This is a messenger RNA of Tyto alba (common barn owl), 4880 nucleotides long. It is a transcript of the gene USP6NL, whose product is annotated as USP6 N-terminal like. The transcript is spliced from 15 exons. The record is from RefSeq and is a predicted model, not a curated record. The coding region runs from base 213 to 2732 and encodes 839 amino acids. NCBI's taxonomy places the organism in Eukaryota, Metazoa, Chordata, Aves, Strigiformes, Tytonidae.